Molecule: messenger RNA, 2857 nt
Organism: Hemicordylus capensis (graceful crag lizard)
Lineage: Eukaryota; Metazoa; Chordata; Lepidosauria; Squamata; Cordylidae
Gene: MROH6
Product: maestro heat like repeat family member 6
Exons: 15
Coding region: 78-2786 (902 amino acids)
Cellular component (GO): cytoplasm
Source: RefSeq, a predicted model, not a curated record
UCUCAGCAGAUGCCACCAAGCUAGGAGGUGCAGCCCGCUGGACACAGGCAGAGGAUGGUUUUCUCUUGAGGUGCAUCAUGAUCUCGGUGCCAGAUGGACAGACCUCUGAAACCCCGGAGCCUUCAGUCACUGGUGAGGCCCCUGUGCUCUGUCACCGUCAGGAGACAUCUCCCAGUCCCAGAGCCAUGGCUGCCAAUCAGGAGGUCCAGUCAGGCCCCGAAGAGCGAGAGAGAGACUUCUGGCUGGCCCUGGAGAGCUCUGAGGUGGGCGUCAGGCGGCUGUGCCCUUCUCCCUCCUCCUCCCCUGAGAUCAGCCCUCCUGCCCUCUCCCUCCGCGAACCCACCCUCUCAUCCUUGCUUGAGGAGAUCAUGGCCACCAAGAGGGCGCUGCAGGCCCUUUCAGAGUCCUUGACGGACAUCAGGGUGGAGCUUUCUAAACUGGAGGAUGAAAUUGCCAAGGUCAAGAUGCGGAUGGAGAAGGAGGAGCCGAGACCGGACCAAGUGGGAGACCAUGGGAGGAGCGGAGCUGCUAAAGGAGAGCCUGCCUCUCCGGCUGCCCAGAAGCCGCUUGGCUGGGAGGAUGAGCUGGCCUCUUCUCCGAAACCCCGGCUGGGGAAGGUCCUCCUCUGGCAGACCUCCAGAGCGGCCCCUGCUGUCGGAGAACAGAUGGAAGAGGUGCAUAUUGUGAGGCCAAAGGAACCAGUCCCUGGGCAGGGGAGGAGGAAACCCAAGGCCCCCAAAGCGGCCCUCCGGCCCACCAGGAAAGAGGUGAACCUACACAUCCUACAGGACACUGGCCUGUCGAAGCAGAAAGAAAAGGAAAACCAGCAGGGUCCCGAAGGGAGCUCCAGCAUCGUCUCUGUUUCUGGUAUUGUGCUGGCAACUGAAAACGGUCUGAAGAAGUCUGACAAGGCCAUCACAGAGGCUGCUUUGGGUGAGCUGACCACAGCUCUGCAAGAAGGCAAAGCAGACAUGAAGGACAAGGUAUCAGAAAUAGUGGACGGUGUCUAUUUCCAGCUCAGCUGCAUCCCCGCCGGCAAUGCCAGGAGGGCAGCGUUGAAUGUUGUGAUCUCACUGGCUGGCGAGUACUCGGGGGACGUGGUCUCCAGCCUCUUGAAGUUCUCCCUCCCUUGUGACAGCCAUGUUUCGGAGAUGUGGAAGAGCCUCUGCACCAUCCCUGAAACCAGCACGAAAGUCAUGUGGCAUUUGCUCAGGGAGCUGAAGCAGAGACCCAGGUUCCAAGACAGCGGUGGCGGCGGCGGCGGCAGCAGCAGCAAUGGAGGCAGUGGCAGCUCCAGGGAUGGAGACUGGCUGGUUCCUCUGGCUGCAAUGAGAGCUCUGGGAGAAAUGUUUAAGAUCUUCACCUGCGUUGCUGCCAUGCGGGGUUUCUACCCCCUGGUAGUCCUGGUUCUUUUAACACACAUUCACUUCCUGGUGAGCCUUCCAGGAUGCAACCAUCACAACACACCCACUGGCAGGAAGCAGACCAGCCAACACAACACACCUUUGAUUACUGGACAAGUGAGAUUUGCAGUGGAAGCAUUAAAGACCCUGCUCGUCCAAGACAGAAAUGAAAUGGCCUUGCUCUGGAUGGAGAGAAUGGGCUGCUGGGACCUCCUCUCAAGCGCAGAAGGAUACUUGGAAGGGAUUCUUCUAAUGGCAAGAGUCCUCGUCACGCACACGAGACACCAUGUGACAGGGCUGUUGGCUGAGGUCAUCCCGAAACUCCGUGCUGAAGACGAGGAGAGGACUUUGACGGCCAGGGCUCUCUUCGCAGGGUUCCUCUACAGCAAGUCUGCGACCCAGCUGCUCCACCAGGAAAGCAUCCUCGCCAAGCUGCAAGAGUGGCAGACGGACUCACGGCCCACCGUUCGCUGGCUCAGCCUGCAUGGAUUUGGGAACAUGGCUCUGCACAGACAGAAGGUGAAGCAGCUGAAGGCGAUGGUCUCCAUGAUCCUGGAAGGUCUGAAAGAGCCCCAGGAGAGACCAGUGAGGGAGGUCCUCAAAGUCCUUGGAAAUAUCCUUAGCCACCACCAGGGCAGGAUGGAUGUCAGCUGGAUGUGCAUUCUCAUUGCAGAGAAGCUCCAGCCUCUCUUGGCAGAUGAGCGGGACCAGGUGAGGUCUUCUGCCAUUGGUCUGUUCGGAAAGCUCCUCCGUGGUCUAAGUCUGAGGCAUAAAUCUAGGAUGCAGGAGCAGGUCCUGAAAAAUAUGGUCCCUUUGCUUCUUCACCUUCAUGACAACAGCCAGGAGGUUGUUGAGCACUGUGAGUGGACCUUGGCCCGUUGCAAUGACUUCCUAGGAUGGAAACUCCUGGAGGAAAUAAUCAUCCUUGCCCAUUAUGACAGUCAGCAAGCCCUGGACAAAAUCUGCAAACGCCUUGUGCAGCGGUAUCCAGGCAGAACCCCAGCCUUCCUGUCUGACAGCAUGAACUAUCUGAAGAGCCCGAAGGCCCCUCUGAGGAGAGCAGCCAGCAUGAUCAUAGGAUUCCUUGUCUUUCACAUGGAUACCAGAAAUGUGAGUGCGGAAGAUCUGACUUCUCUGCUUAGUGGUCUUGGCCAUUUGGUGCAUGAUCCUGAGGCCACCAUCUCCAACGCAGCCUCCGUCUCCAUCCUGCAAGUGAGACAGGCAGAGAGGAACCCUCCCAUUCCUCCACUCCUGCGGGCGCUCAGGAGGGUGCUGUGCUGCCUUCCCAGCUGGGAGAGAGAGAAACCACAGUUUGAGGAUAGUCCCUUCAAGCGGAAGCAAUGCCUAGAAGUCUCUGAGGAGCUGGCAGGAUUUUCUUGCUGAAAAGAUAUUUGUUCAUCAUCCUUUGAAUGUUUUAAACUGGAAGCAUUUUAUUUGCAUUAAAAUGCCUUAUA